Monoraphidium neglectum is the source of this 1176-nucleotide messenger RNA. RefSeq lists its product as hypothetical. Gene Ontology annotation, cellular component: ribosome; Golgi apparatus; chloroplast. The record is from RefSeq and is a predicted model, not a curated record. Lineage: Eukaryota; Viridiplantae; Chlorophyta; Chlorophyceae; Sphaeropleales; Selenastraceae. Gene Ontology annotation, molecular function: manganese ion transmembrane transporter activity; structural constituent of ribosome; calcium ion transmembrane transporter activity. Gene Ontology annotation, biological process: Golgi calcium ion homeostasis; manganese ion transmembrane transport; translation. The transcript has 8 exons. The coding region runs from base 1 to 1176 and encodes 391 amino acids.
AUGGUGCAGAGGCUGACGUACCGCAGGCGCCACUGCUACAACAGCGCCUCCAACCGGACGCGCGUGGUCAAGACCCCGGGCGGCAAGCUGGUGGUGCAGUACCAGAAGAAGCCCACCAAGCACCCCAAGUGCGCCGCCACCGGCGUGCGGCUGCACGGGCUGCCCCAGCGCCGCCCGGCGACUCUGGCGCGCCUGAGCAAGAGGCAGAAGUCGGUCAACCGCAUCUAUGGCGGCGCCCUGAGCCACGCCGUGGUCAAGGAGCGCAUCGUGCGCGCCUUCCUCAUUGAGGAGCAGAAGAUCGUCAAGAAGGUGCUGAAGCUGCAGGCCAAGAAGCAGCAGCAGCAGCAACAGCAGCAGGCGGAGCAGCAGCAGCAGCAGGCGCAGCAGGGGCAGCAGCAGGCGGGGCGCAGCACGCUUUGGUGGUCUCUGGGCGCGCUCGCUGUUGUCGGCGCCCUGACAGCGGCUGCUGUCGCGUCGGGACACGCGGGCGCAAUCAAGGCCUACCUGGUGGACGGCCCGCUGGGCCGCAGCGGCUUCCUCGCGGCCUUCAGCCUCAUCUUCCUGAGCGAGAUGGGGGACAAGACCUUCUUCAUUGCCGCGCUGCUGGCCAUGCGGCUCGGCAAGCUCGUGGCCUUUGUCGGCUCCGUCGCCGCCCUGGCGGCCAUGACCGUCAUCAGCGUGGCCAUCGGCGUCGUCUUCUCGCGCGUGCCCGACGCGCUCAUGACCAGCCUGCCCGUGGGCGAGAUCGCGGGCGUCGCGCUGCUGGUCGUCUUUGGGCUGCGGUCACUCAAGGCCGCCGCCGCCGCCGAGCCGGACGGCGGUGCGGAGGACGAGCUGCAGGACGCGCGGUCGGUGGUGGACGAGGCCGAGAGCAGCGGCAAGGUGAAGGCCGGCAGCGGCAGGGGCGCGUCCUGGGCGAACCUUCUGGAGGUGGCGACGCUGGUGUUCCUGGCGGAGUGGGGCGACAGGAGCAUGCUGGCCACGAUCGCGCUGGCCGUGGCGCAGAGCCCGGUGGGCGUCGCCGUCGGCGCGACCGCCGGCCACGCGGCGGCGACGGCGAUCGCGGUGGUGGGCGGCGCGAUCGCGGGGCAGCACGUGAGCGAGCGGACGGUCAACGCGAUCAGCGGGGUGCUGUUCCUCGUGUUUGCGGCCGCCACGGUGUUCAGCAUGUUCUGA